Messenger RNA from Rhagoletis zephyria (snowberry fruit fly), 977 nucleotides. RefSeq names its product mitotic arrest deficient 2 (gene mad2). NCBI's taxonomy places the organism in Eukaryota, Metazoa, Arthropoda, Insecta, Diptera, Tephritidae. Gene Ontology annotation, biological process: mitotic spindle assembly checkpoint signaling. The record is from RefSeq and is a predicted model, not a curated record. Gene Ontology annotation, cellular component: nucleoplasm; cytoplasm; kinetochore.
CCUGGAUUAAGAAAAUAUUACAGACCAAGCUGUGCAUCCUUGUGCUUAUGUCUUUUCUGUGGUAGAGCGUUUAAUUUAAUUUCUGGAUUGUAAAUUUUACUUUUCUUGCUUUAUUAUUUAUCAAAAUUAUGUCCACUGCACAAACUACAAAAAAUUGCAUUACACUACGUGGUUCAGCGCAAAUUAUUGUUGAAUAUUUAAAAUAUGGCAUUAAUUCUAUUCUAUUUCAACGUGGAAUCUAUCCACCAGAGACUUUUGAGAAUACCCAACAAUAUGGCAUAACUAUUCUGAUGUCGAAGGAUAAAAAGAUUGAAGACUUCUUGGCAAAUGUAUUGCAACAAACUGAAGAGUGGCUUGCCAAGAAUAUGAUUGAGAAAAUUUCAAUGAUUAUAACAAAUGCACACACUAAAGAAGUAUUGGAGUGUUGGGACUUCAAAAUGCAGGCGGAGUUGGGCGAUGGUGAUACGAGCAAUUCCACAAAACUCACUUCCAGCAAGGAACUGAAACGUAUACAAAACGAAAUACGUGAUGUUAUGCGACAGAUAUCGGCAACUGUCAGUUAUUUGCCGUUGCUCGAUUGCAUUUGUACUUUCGAUGUGAUGUUAUACACGCUGCAGAAUUGCGAGAUUCCCGAAAAGUGGGAUGAAACCGGCGCUGUAUUUAUACAAAAUGCGCAGGCUGUACAGCUUCGUUCUUUCUCAACUGGACUGCAUAAAGUGGAUACGGUUGUUAAUUACAAGAUGUCUUCUUAAUUUGUUUUAAUUGUGGCGAAACACCCCUUGUUUUUUAUGCUGUAAUUUAUAAAACGCGUGUCGACGCUUUUGUAACUUAGGGUCACUUUAACUUAGAUCAUGAAAACCAGCUAACUCGAACGUUAAAACUACAGUCAAAUUCAAUCGUGACUAAAAAAUUGGCUUUUAAAUGUGCUGUCUCCCUUUAUGUAAGCAUUUCUAAAUAAAGAAUUAAAUUUCAAUAGG